AUGUCAUUUUCUACCUGUUCCUAUAUUCUAAUGGGCCAAAAUAUUUACCAAAUGCCUUCGUGUCUGCUUUCCAAUUCCAGAGAAAAAGGGCAAGAUAGUUGUUCAGCUAUGGCAAGCAUCACACCUUCGCCUGCCGCAGCCAUCUCUUCCUCGCCUAAACAUGACCUGACUUCAUCUUCUUUGCCUUCUGAUUCCCCCACUAAUUUAGCCACAAGCUCAAGCAUCGAGUAUCAAACACAGCCUACAACCUUAAAGAUGAACAAUUCAAGCUUUCUCCCCAGUAGAGAGACUGAUAACUCUGAAAACCCUGAAUCGAGUCGAAGCACCAAGAAAAUGAAAUUGAGAGACAACGAUUUGGAGGUUGGAACUGACGAUGGUCUUGUUAUGAUUGUUUCUUUGCAAACGGACACCAUAGAUUACAAGAAGGUGGUGAUAGAGGGGAAUGAAUCUGAAGCAGUAGCAGUACCAGCCUUCCAGGGGCAAUCUCAUUGACAAUAUUGAUGUGGAGGAUAGAGAUGUUGUGGUUUUGGACGAAGCCUUUUCGAGUGAUUGACCUAGAGAAUGAUUAAUUCUUCAAUUUUUGGAACAAGCUGAUUAUGUGCAUGCUUUGGUUAGUGGUCCCUGAGCAACACUGGGUCAUUGUUUAACAAACCAGCCAAAGGAUCCAGCUUCUUUUUUGAAUUAAAACUUGAUUGAAAAUUAUUUUUUAUAUAAA
Messenger RNA from Populus nigra (black poplar), 715 nucleotides. RefSeq lists its product as uncharacterized. Bases 1 to 492 code for a protein of 163 amino acids. The record is from RefSeq and is a predicted model, not a curated record. The transcript is spliced from 3 exons. NCBI's taxonomy places the organism in Eukaryota, Viridiplantae, Streptophyta, Magnoliopsida, Malpighiales, Salicaceae.